Molecule: messenger RNA, 4184 nt
Organism: Aureococcus anophagefferens
Lineage: Eukaryota; Pelagophyceae; Pelagomonadales; Pelagomonadaceae
Exons: 6
Biological process (GO): glutathione metabolic process
Molecular function (GO): glutathione transferase activity
Source: RefSeq, a predicted model, not a curated record
AUGUCGAUCUCCUCAUCGUCGUCGGAUAAUGAAGAGGAAGCGGCGCAGCCGGAUGCGCCGGCCCACGCGCUGACCUACUUCUCGCACCGCGCCGCCCUGCGCUGCGACCUGACGCAGCUCCUCUUCGCUUUGUCGGACACGCCGCUCAAGAUCGAGCGCGUGCUCUACCCCGAAUUCCUGCAGCAAAAGGCCACGUACCCGGGCGGCCAGCUGCCGGUCCUGCGGCACGGGGGCCGGGCCGUGGGCCAGAGCAAGGCCAUCGCGCGCUACGCGGCGACGCUCGGCGACCUCUACCCGUCGGACGCGUGGGACGCGGCCGAGGCCGACGCCCGCGCCGACGCGAUCGUCGACCGGCUGGAGGAUCUGGGCACGAUCGCCUGGUAUUUGUGCAAGACCGACGACGCGCGGGCGGCGGCGCUGGCGACGACGCUCGAAAGAUUUGAAGUAAUCGCGCCCGAGAUCCAGGCGCGGCUCCGGGACAACUUCAUGCGCGAGGCGUCGCCGUGGCUCGUCGGCGGCGACAUGUCCCUGGCCGACGUCGCCUGGUACGCGGCGCUCCACGAGAUCGCGACGAUCCAGGCCGUCGGCGCGCCGCCCGCGGCGCCGGCGCCGGACGAUGCUGUGCUGGCGGACCUCGACGCGCUCCUGCCCGUCGUCCGGAGCGCGCCGGACUGGCGCGCGCGCAUGGAAGGCGUCCCCGGCGGCCGCCGCGCCUUCAUCCGCGCGGCCGAGCCGCCGCCGCCGCCGCCGCCGGCCGCGGAGGCCGACGGGCCGACGGUCGUCCGCGUCGCGGCGAUGGCGUCCGCCGCGGACGUCGCGCGCGCGCGCCUCGACCGCGCGUCGACGCUCGCGGCCGAGGGCGUCGCGCCCUACGCGGCCGUCGCGGCGGCGCUGCGCGCGCGGCGGGAGCGCGACGCGUCCUUCGUCGCGGGCCUGCUCCGCGGCAGGAAGCAGCUCCUCGACCUCUACGACCGCGUCGACGCCCUGCCGGCCGCGCGCCGCGUCGCGAGCUACGACGAGGAGUGGGACGAGGCGAGCGAGUACGAACACGAGUGCUACAUGCACGAGUGGAUCGCGUCGUCGUGCGCGGAGCUCCGCUGCGACCCCGAGUCGGAGCGCCUCUGGCUCACGAAGAGGCACGUGCACGACAUGCACCGGGAGAAUUCGAACAACUGGUGGUCGUGGCGGACGGACGCGUGCAUGGUCCUGUCGCCGGACGGGCGCUUCUACCGGGCGACGACGGGCUACGAGGCGACGCGCGAGGAGGGCUGGAUGGACAAGGGCUCGUACCGGGACAGCACGGACGUCGACGCGAGCGGGCUCGCGGGCCUGAACGCGACGGACGCGUCGGUCCUGGCGUGGGGGCGGCGCGCGUACGCGGCGUGCGUCGAGCAGUGCGGCGGCUGCGACGCGACGGGUGCGGCCGUCGACCGCGUGCCCGCGGGCCUCGACGCGUUCUUCGCGGCGCCGUACCCGGCCGUCGACCGCCCCGCGCUCGACGACGCCGGCUGCUUCUCGGCGAGGGCGCUCCGCGGCGAGGACUGGCCCUUCGUCUCGACGGGCCACUGGGUCGUCAUCUGCGUCAUGGCCCUGGUCCUCGCGACGCCCUGGGUCCUGGGCGUCUGCGCGUCGCGGCGAUGCUGCCCGUGGUACGGCUCGCUCCAGCGCGUCCGCAACGAGUUCGCCGACGCGUGCCCCUGCCUCGCUCGGUGUCUGCGCCUGCUCUGCGUGUCCGGCUGCGCGUCGUGCGCCCGGUGCUGCGGCGCGUGCCGCCGCCGCGUCCGCGGCUGCGUCCGCGCGCCGCCCCGGAAGGCGAGCGCGGACGUCGCGCCGGAGGAGGACGACGCGGCGGCGGCGGCCGGCGAAGCUCCGGCGGACGACGUCGUCCCGCUCGAGCCCCAGGCCGAGGACGCGCCCGGGCCGCGCGGCGCGGGAUUCCGCGCGCGCGGCGCGUCCGUCGCGGGCCAGGCGCGGCUCGUGCUCUGGAAGAUCUGGAAGACCAAGUCCCGGUCGCCGUCGACGGUCCUGUCGCAGCUCGUCUUCCCCGCGGCCUGGUUCGUCGUCGUCUGGCUCCUCUACGUGAUCAUGGCCAAGACGUUCCUCCCGAACCACCAGUGGAACAAGAAGCACUGGAACUACGCGGCCAAGGGCGGCGACAUGCGCGACUACGAGGAGGGCGACAUCCUGAGCCACGGGCUCCUCGAGGUCUACCUCUGCCAGUUCGCCUUCGUGCCGCUCAUGCAGGCCGUCGUCGUCGCCGUCGUCGUCGAGCACCGGGCCAAGCUCGUCGAGUCGAUGAAGAUGGCCGGGCUCCGGCCGCUGGCCUACUGGGCCGCGACCUUUGCGGCCGAGGCGCUCGCAGUCGGCUUCGCCUGCGCGUUCCUCGUCGCCUGCGUCGCCUGCGGGGGCCUCUUCCGGCGCGCGGGCCACGCCGCGGACCCCUUCGGCACGCUCCUGGCGCUGCACUGGACCUACGUCGUCGCGCUCGCCGCCCAGUGCUUCGCGGUCACGACGCUCGUGACGUCGCCGACGGCCGCGGCCGUCUACGCGCUCGCCGCGCAGCUCGCGGCGACGGGCGCGUACCAGUCGCUCGUCGUCGAGACGACGGACGCGGGCAAGCGCGUCGUCCUCAGCCUCUUCGAGGCGUCGGAGUCCCGCCAGCUCGAUGACGAGUGGAUCUCGGCGCUCACCGUCGCGAACCCCUUCUCCGUCGGCGCGGACUGGCGCGACGACGAAAGCUCGUACGACGCGCAGACGCUCGGCCGCGAGUCGUCGUGCGGGUCCCUCUACGAGAUGCAGCCCUGCGACAGCUGCGACGCCGCGUUGACGCCGACGUGUUCCUACGAGCUUUGCCUGAGCGCCGCCGAGAGCGGCACGCGGGAGGACGCCGGGGACGCGUACUGCUCCUCCUCUCUGGACACGGGCGCGCGAGCGAACCUGCACGAGGGCCUGCUGCUCUUCACGGCGCUGUACGCCGCCGCGCGCGCGCGGCCGCGGGGCUGGGCGCCGCGCCUCGUCGCGGUCUGCCUCGCGGCGACGAGCCGCGCCACGGCGACCUUGGUCGCGUACUACUCCUUCGACGACGGCACGGCCGCCGACGACGGCGACGGAAGCCUCGACGGGAUCGUCAGCGGCGCGACGGCGUCGACGGGCCCCGACGGCAGCGGCGCGCUGUCCUUCGACGGGAGCAACGACUACGUGAAGUUCCCGGACGCGCUGACGUCGGGCAUCCUCGGGAGCAACGCGCGGACCGUGUGCCUCUGGGCGGCCAUCUCGUCCUUCAACGACGCCGCGCUCUUCACGUUCGGAGACUACGCGGACGGCGAAGAAUUCGCGCUGAUGACGGCGGCCAGCGCGGGAGGGUUCAUCGUGCAGCUCUACGGGAGCGACUACGACACCGACGUGUCCGCGAGCGGAUGGUCCGACGACGACGGCUGGCACUUCUACUGCCUCGUCUACGACGGCGCGGAGUGGUCGUUCUACGUCGACGGCGCGGUCGCUCACACGGCGACGGCAUCGCUCGCCACGGGCAGCGAGAACAUCCUCACGAUCGGCGUGCGAGACGGCGAAUCGUACCUGACGGGUAGCGUCGACGAGCUCUACGUCUACUCGAGCGCGCUGUCGGAGAGCGAGGUCCAGGCCCUCUACUUCCAGGACACGCUGGUCGCGUACUACUCCUUCGACGACGGCACGGCCGCCGACGACCUCGGCGGCCUCGACGGCACCAUCCACGGCGCCACGGCGACGACGGGUCAGUACGGGAGCGGCGCGCUGUCGUUCGACGGCGAGGACGACUACGUCGAGUUUCCUUCGGCCGUGACGACGGACAUCCUCGGGAGCGACCCGCGGACCGGUUAUGGGUUAGGGUUAGGGUUAGGGUUAGGGUUAGGGUUAGGGUUAGGGUUAGGGUUAGGGUUAGGGUUAGGGUUAGGGUUAGGGUUAGGGUUAGGGUUAGGGUUAGGGUUAGGGUUAGGGUCAGGGUUAGGGUUAGGGUUAGGGUUAGGGUUAGGGUUAGGGUUAGGGUUAGGGUUAGGGUUAGGGUUAGGGUUAGGGUUAGGGUUAGGGUUAGGGUUAGGGUUAGGGUUAGGGUUAGGGUUAGGGUUAGGGUUAGGGUUAGGGUUAGGGUUAGGGUUAGGGUUAGGGGUAGGGUUAGGGUUAGGGUUAGGGUUAGGGUUAGGGUUAGG